Molecule: messenger RNA, 1299 nt
Organism: Nicotiana attenuata
Lineage: Eukaryota; Viridiplantae; Streptophyta; Magnoliopsida; Solanales; Solanaceae
Product: intracellular protein transport protein USO1-like
Exons: 2
Coding region: 1-1299 (432 amino acids)
Source: RefSeq, a predicted model, not a curated record
AUGGACGAUGAUAGUGACGAGAUGGAGGGUUCGAUGUUGGUGACUCGAACCAGGAAAUCUUCCGAGGCUAUCAAGCCUACUGAGAUCGGAGCCCCUAGCCUCGAGGAAGGAACAUUAAAAGAAAAGGGGGAUGAAGGCCCUGCAUCACCUGACGUGGUAACUGCUUCCCAAACUUCUAAAAAUACUCCAAAGGGAGCGAGCUUCGAAGCUCCUUUGCCUGAACAGAGCGCCUCGGGUGAUCUCCCCGAGGCCAUGACAGCAGAUCAUUCCUCGUCAUUUCCGGCCUUCUCCGAGAAUGCCAUUAGGGAUGAUUUGAACUUGAAGAUGUCCAAGCUAGGCGGAGUCCCGAGUGAAAAUGACCCCUUCCAGGGUUGCUUUGUUGGGGUCGAUGAGGCCGACCCAGCAGAUGCGAGCUCAAUCUUCGAGGAGGCUCAACGUCUUUGCUCAAUUGCCUUUGACAAAUUGAAGACCGAAUUGCAUCAUUUUGAAGCCGAGUUGCGUAGAGCUUCGAAUGAGGAGAAAACCCUUAAGCUUCUCCUUGACAAAAAAGAGGAAGAACUGAAGCAUCUUCGAUCGGAGUUGACCAAAGCUAGUGAAUACGAGAGUGAGUUAGAAAAGAAGGUAACCUCUGUUAUGAAAAAAUACGGGCUACCUUUCCCGUCUUGGAAGGCUAAUACUUUAAUGUCUCAGCUGCAACAAAAGCUAGAUAUGAUUGGGCAGCUCCGGGGUGAGGUAGAUCAAGUUCGAGCCGAGUGCAAUGGAUGGAAGGCGAAGAUGGACACCCUCGUUGUGGCUGAAAAUGAUGCACUGGCAAAGGUAUCAGCCCUCGAUGUUCAACUUCGGAAUGCUCAAGGGAGAAAAUUGGUUCAGGCUGGCAGAAUAGCCGAGCUCGAGGCUGAUCUUGCGAAGGCCAAGGCCGAAGUUGUGGAAGUCCGGGCCGAAGCCAGAAAAAUACAAGCCAAGGUUUAUAGGACGGUGGCCAUCUAUUUGAAAGAUGCUACUUAUGCUCAGAUGGAGUUGAGGAGGGCUUCCAACCGAGAGAAAAGAAGCAAUGACUAUGCCCGACGCCGAUCCCGGAGGGAGACCCUUGAAGAGGUCCAUGCUAAGGGCUUCGAUCAUUCCGAGGAGAUAAAGCAAGCUAAGGCAAAUGAGGUUGAUGCCAAAUUUGUCCUUUCCUCCGACGAUGAUGAUGACGUCGAAGAUGAUGAUGAUGAUGAGGUUGCCGAAGAAGCUACCCCCGGGGAAGAGGGUGGUCCAGGGGGAGUGACAGGUCCGGGGGGGAAUGCCCAUCUGGUGUAG